CACUUUCUGUUCUUUGAAGUCUAUUUAACUGUUUUUGUUUGUUUUUUUUAGCAAGAGUAGAAAACAUUUCCAAGACCUGUUCAUUACCUCACCAUUGUUCUAAAGUACUAUGAGUUUUAUGACUAAAUUUUCUUUAAAAAAAAAAGAAAAGAUUUUUUAAUAAUUUCUUUUUAUUCAUGUACAGUGUCUCCUUAAUUUGCUGUGUUCUGCAUUCAUUCCUCGGCUGCACUCCUUUGGCUCUAAUGUUUGAUUUUAAGAAAAAUGUUUUCAAAAUGGUGUAUGUUUGGUUGUUUGUGCAUAUCCUGUUUGUACUAAACCGGUCAGAGGAGCUGGUCAUGUGAUUUUUGCCUUCAAAAUAAAAGCACACUAGCUUUUCUUAUAUUUGUCCAAACCGACUUGAUUGGAUGUUUAAAUCCAGGUUAUAUUUCAUGAAAUCUGAUUCUUUAAAUAGGACAUUAUAGAUUUCUGCAGCACCACACUGAUAAGAGCAGCGCUCCUGUAUCCAUCCUUUUCACAAUCUGCUGAUUCUCGCUCAUCUAUUUGAGAUCUGCCUCCAACAUGUAGCCACCCGCGUACUGAUAGCAGAGCUCCAUCCAUGCCGUGUCUAAACAGCGACUUUUGCAUCCACCCAGCCGGCCGUGACACAAACAUCCCGUCCUGUGUUCUUUCACCAUGCUGCAGAUCGGAGAUGAGGUGGUGUAUUUCUCAGUGGUGUUUCUGCUGGUUGUACUGGUAACUAGAAGCGCCACUUGGGCCACCCUCCUCACCGCGUUUCUCUACAUCUUCAUGGUGAUGUUCCGCUUCCCUCCGGUGCCGGCGGACCGGGCCGCUCGAGUCCUGCGGCCCGGCGCUCUCUCCUCAGGCGGCGGCGUCCCGGUGGUGGCGCACCGCGGAGGAAGCCACGACGCUCCGGAGAACACCUUGGCAGCGAUCAGAGAGGCUAGUAGGAACGGGGCCACCGGAGUGGAACUGGACCUGAGUUUCACAGCCGACGGAGUCCCAGUCCUGAUGCACGAUGAGACCGUGGACCGAACCACCAAUGGGUCUGGACCAAUCAGCAAACUUCAGUUUGUUCAGCUCAGGAGACUCAAUGCUGCUGCUCACCACAGGAUGAAGGACAGAUUUAAUGUAGAGAAGGUUCCAACUCUGCAGGAAGCUGUGGAGGAAUGCAUCAGGCACCAGCUGACCAUCUUCUUUGAUGUCAAAGGUCAACCUGAUAUGGCUGUAUCAGUGCUUCACAACAUGUUUAAGAAGUUCCCGGUGCUUUACAACUCCAGCGUUGUUUCCUCCUUUGAACCCAAAGUCAUCUACAAGAUGCGUCAGACUGACCCCCACGUGAUCACAGCUCUCACCCACCGGCCCUGGAGACUGAGCCGUUUUGGAGACGGCACGCCUCGUUCUCUGUCGACGUGGAGCCAGUUGUGGACCGGUGUUCUGGACGUCUUGUUGGACUGGGCCCACCAUCGCGUACUGUGGAAACUUUGUGGGAUCUCUGCCAUUCUUGUGCAGAAAGACUUCAUCUCACGGGACUAUGUUCAGUAUUGGGCAGAGCGAGGAGUGGAGGUGGUGGGCUGGACUGUUAACACUGCUGUGGAGAAGGAGUACUACCAAAACCUGCUGAAGAUCAGCUACAUGACUGACAGUCUGCUGGAGGACUGUGAUCCUCAUUAUUGAGCGAUACCACACAGCCACACACACAGAAAUCUUCCAGACUUACAGGUUCUCAAUAUAACCAAAUUAGAUCUUAGAAACUCGUUGGUUUGACAAAGGGUAUGAUUAAGAAGUGCAAUCAUUCAUUUCUACUCCUGCGUACAAGUAAAUAAAAACCAUACCCGAUUUAAAGUGGUUAAUCUCCCCUUCAAGGCAGCCUCCUUAGGAAGUCCUCUUGCUCUUCCAUAAAUCUCCUCUGUGUCAAAAUGGUGACCCUUCAACUUGAAUUCCCUCAGAAAUCUCAGGACAUUACAGUACACCUCAGAGUGAACAGUGUCAGCCUGGGAUGGGAACAGUCACAGCUCAAAACCUGCUCGGUGCUGCAAAAAUGAUGAGCGUGCAUGGUGUGUAGUGAAAUCAAAGAAGCAGAAGAACGAGUGGUCACGACUGAAGUGCUGCAGCGCCUCACGAGGAGCUGACUUUUAGGUGGAGAUCUGCCAGAUUCAUAACCAGUGCAGUUUAUUUUUAAAGAAUAGCAACACAUGUCAUUUUUCCUUUUAAUAAUCCUAAAAAUCCUAUAUAAUAAAGUGAGAGUGUUGAUAAUACUGAAAGAUAAAUUAUAAAAUGGAAUAAAGCUAGAAGUUUGGUGCUAGCUAAUUCUGUGAUGGCAACCAGUUCCACAGAAAUACACCGGUUUACAGUGUUGUGCAAAAGUCUUGAGCUAACACUUGU
This is a messenger RNA of Pundamilia nyererei, 2382 nucleotides long. Its product is annotated as glycerophosphodiester phosphodiesterase 1-like. Gene Ontology annotation, molecular function: glycerophosphodiester phosphodiesterase activity. Gene Ontology annotation, cellular component: plasma membrane. Gene Ontology annotation, biological process: N-acylethanolamine metabolic process; phospholipid metabolic process; ethanolamine metabolic process. NCBI's taxonomy places the organism in Eukaryota, Metazoa, Chordata, Actinopteri, Cichliformes, Cichlidae. The coding region runs from base 673 to 1674 and encodes 333 amino acids. The record is from RefSeq and is a predicted model, not a curated record. The transcript is spliced from 6 exons.